AUGAAGGAGACUGUCGUCGAUAUCUCGCCGAAAUGUAUCAGCGGGAUCGAGUUUGGCGUGCUCUCGGCCGCAGAGAUCGUGGCACAGUCCGAAGUCGAGGUCUCGACCAGAAACCUUUUUGAUCUGGAAAACGGAAGAAAGCCGGUGAAGGAUGGAGCUCUAGACACGCGAAUGGGUACUUCUUCGAAUGCAGCUCAGUGUGCGACUUGUCAAGGGAAUUUGGCAUCUUGCCAUGGCCAUUUUGGUCAUGUCAAACUGGCCCUCCCAGUUUUCCAUGUGGGUUACUUCAAGGCCAUCAUGCAGGUUUUGCAAACAAUCUGUAAGACCUGUUCUAGCGUUCUCCUUGACGAGACUACUUGUCGUCAAUUUCUUCUAGAACUCAGAAGGCCGGGCUUGGAUAAUCUCAGGAGAAUGCGGAUCUUGAAAAGGGUCUCGGAUCAGGCUAAGAAGCAGAGACGAUGCCUUUCGUGUGGAGCCAUCAACGGUGUUGUCAAGAAGGCUGCUGCGGGUUCCGGACCUGCUGCGCUGAAGAUUAUACAUGAUACUUUCAGAUGGGUUGGUAAGAAAGGUGCUGAUGAAAAGGUCCAAUGGGACGAGGAUUUUGAACUUUUGCGUGCCACCAACCCUGACAUCGAUAGGUUUAUCAAAAGAUGUUUUGACGAUCUGAACCCACUCAAGGUUCUUGCUCUGUUCAAGAAGAUUUCUCCCAACGAUUGCGAGCUUCUGGGAAUAGACCCUUCUAGAGGAGGCAGACCGGAAAUGUACAUCUGGAGAUACCUUCCUGCCCCACCGGUCUGUAUCAGACCUUCGGUUGUUAUGAAUGACACUAACGCUUCCAACGAAGACGAUCUCACUGUCAAGCUGACCGAGAUUGUGUGGACCUCCAGUCUGAUCCGCGCGGGUAUCGAAAAGGGCAUUUCAGUCAACAAUCUCAUGGAACAAUGGGAUUACCUCCAAUUGGCUGUUGCCAUGUAUAUAAACUCUGAUGCGGCCUCACCAUCGGCCUUGCCGUCAGCAGGUGGGAUGUCGAAAUCAGCCAAACCUAUCAGAGGUCUUUGUCAGAGACUUAAGGGAAAACAGGGCCGUUUCAGAGGAAACUUGUCCGGUAAACGUGUGGACUUCUCAGCCAGAACAGUCAUCUCGCCCGAUCCAAAUCUGGCGAUCGAUGAAGUAGCUGUGCCAGAUCGUGUCGCCAAGGUGUUGACCUAUCCAGAGAAGGUCACCAGAUACAACAAAUCAAAGCUGCAAGCCCUUGUCAUCAACGGCCCCACCGUGCACCCUGGUGCUAACUAUCUGCUCAAGAGAAACGAAGACGUUAGGAGAAACCUGCGUUACGGUGACAAGCGCAAGCUGGCCAAAAACCUGGCAAUCGGUGACGUCGUGGAGAGACACAUAGAAGAUGGCGAUGUGGUUCUUUUCAAUAGACAGCCGUCUCUACACAGAUUGUCGAUUCUUUCGCAUUUUGCCAAAAUCAGGCCAUGGAGAACCUUCAGACUCAACGAGUGUGUUUGCACGCCUUAUAAUGCCGAUUUCGACGGUGAUGAAAUGAACUUGCACGUUCCCCAGACGGAAGAGGCCAGGGCAGAGGCCAUGAACCUGAUGGGUGUGAAGAAUAAUCUACUCACGCCCAAAUCCGGUGAACCUAUCAUUGCUGCUACCCAGGAUUUCAUCACGGGGUCAUUUUUAAUUUCUGGAAAAGAUUCUUUCUACGACAGAGCCACUUUCACCCAGCUGCUGUCUAUGAUGUCUGACGGAAAUAUCCAGUUUGACAUACCUCCACCUGCCAUCUACAAGCCUGUAUAUAUGUGGACCGGGAAACAACUUUUCAGUCUGCUGAUUAGACCCAACAACCAAUCGAAGGUGUUGAUCAAUCUUGAUGCCAAAAAUAAGACCUUUACGGCGCCAGCACCUGGCUACCCCAACGAGAUGUCGCCGAAUGACGGAUUCGUUAUCAUUAGGGGUUCUCAGAUUCUCAGUGGAGUGAUGGACAAGUCUCUUUUGGGAGACGGUAAGAAGCAUUCUGUUUUCUACACGAUUCUGAGAGAUUACGGACCAGAUGAGGCAGCUGCCGCGAUGAACAGAAUGGCCAAACUAUGUGCCAGAUACCUGGGAAAUAGAGGAUUUUCCAUUGGAAUCAACGAUGUAACUCCAGGAGUGGACCUCAAGAAUAAGAAGGAGUUCAUGGUGGAAGAGGCUUAUCGCAAGUGUGACGAACUCAUCAGACUCUACAAAGAGGGAAAGCUGGAAACCCAGCCGGGUUGUAACGAAGAACAGACUCUGGAAGCCAAAAUCGGUGGUCUGCUAUCCAAAGUCAGAGAAGAAGUUGGUGAAGUUUGUAUUAGAGAGCUCGACAAGUCGAAUGCUCCAUUGAUCAUGGCCAAGUGUGGUUCCAAGGGUUCUACUCUUAACGUAUCGCAGAUGGUGGCUGUUGUAGGACAGCAGAUUAUCUCUGGUCACCGUGUUCCUGAUGGUUUCCAGGAUAGGUCUCUUCCACACUUUUUGAAAAAUUCCAAGACACCUCAGUCGAAGGGUUUCGUGAGAAAUUCGUUUUUCUCGGGUCUGAACCCGCCAGAGUUCCUCUUCCACGCCAUUUCUGGUCGUGAAGGUUUGGUGGAUACUGCGGUUAAGACUGCUGAGACUGGUUACACUUCUCGUCGUUUGAUGAAGUCCAUGGAAGACUUGAGUGCACAAUACGACAACACUGUCCGUAACUCGAGCAAUGGAAUUGUUCAGUUUACCUAUGGUGGUGAUGGUCUGGACCCUCUGGAGAUGGAAGGUGAUGCCAGACCGGUAAAUUUGAACAGAACCUGGGAUCACGCCUAUAACACUUCUUUCGACAAGAACGAUCUAUCGUUGUUGCCUUAUGAGGUGGUGGAGGCAACCAAUGCAUUUUUGAGCCCAUUAGAGGCCAACCUACCUAGAUAUGACAAUCUGGGAAGACUGCUGGAACCAGAAGAGCUAGACAAGAUUGAGUUCAUUGAUCAGGAUGACGGUGAAAGAUCUUUCUACCAGUCUAUCAGAGAAUACAUGGUUAAGAGGGCUACUAAGUUGGCCGACAUCAGAGUCAAGCUCGGACUUCCAGCUGAACUGAUCAGAGGAGAGGCCCAAAAGAAGGAAACCGCGGCAGAUCCUGCAGUGAUCGCGGUUUCACAACUUAGCAAAAUUUCGAGCGCCAUGGUCAAGACGUUCUUGGACUUUUGUAUCACCAAGUACCAGAAAGCACGCGUUGAACCCGGGACCGCAGUUGGUGCCAUUGGUGCCCAUUCUAUUGGUGAACCAGGUACUCAGAUGACUUUGAAGACUUUCCAUUUUGCAGGUGUUGCUUCCAUGAACGUGACAUUGGGUGUUCCCCGUAUCAAAGAAAUUAUCAACGCUUCGAAAGUGAUCUCCACUCCUAUUAUUAAUGCCGUUUUGGUGAACAGCGAUGACGAGAGAGCUGCCAGAGUGGUCAAGGGAAGACUCGAAAAGACUCUUCUUUCUGACGUGGUUUAUUUCAUUCAGGAUGUAUACAGAGAGAACUCUGCCUACAUCGAGGUCAAGGUAGAUACUAGGACAAUCGACAAGUUGCAAUUAGAGCUCUCGAUUGAUCAAAUUGCUUCUGCCAUUGUGGCUGCACCCAAACUCAAGAUCUCCAGGAACGAGGUCUCUGUUGUUGGAAAGAACCGAAUCCAGGUACUGGUCAGCGAUGGAACAGCUGGAGAUUCCACCGCUGCCGCUCUUAAAGCUGCCAAUUCCGAGCAAGGUGAAGCUGGAGUCCUCUUCUUCAGAAUGCAACAUCUCAGGCGUGUUCUUCCAGACGUGGUCGUCAAGGGUCUUCCAGAGAUUUCUCGUGCUGUUAUCAACAUUCGCGAUGAUGGCAAGAGAGAAUUGUUGGUGGAGGGCUACGGUCUCAAGGAUGUUAUGUCUACUGACGGAGUUGUGGGAACACGCACGAAGACCAAUCAUGUUCUCGAGAUUUUUGAUGUCCUGGGUAUCGAGGCUGCAAGAGCCAGUAUCAUUAACGAGAUUGACUAUACCAUGUCCAGUCACGGUAUGGCUGUUGACCCUCGUCACAUCCAGCUGUUGGGUGAUGUUAUGACCUACAAGGGCGAAGUUCUGGGUAUCACCAGAUUUGGCUUGGCCAAAAUGAGAGAUUCCGUGCUCCAGUUGGCCUCGUUUGAGAAGACCACCGACCAUCUGUUUGACGCAGCUUUCUACAUGAAGGAAGAUCGCGUUGAAGGUGUUUCCGAGAGGAUUAUCCUGGGUCAAACGAUGACUCUGGGUACUGGUGCCUUCAAGGUGUUAAAGAGGAGUCAUGUUUCUGACAGCGCUCUGAUGCCAAAGAGGACUUUGUUCGAGGAUAUUUGUAAUGAGCAGCCCCCCAUGAUGCUGGUUGCGUAA
Molecule: messenger RNA, 4380 nt
Organism: Kuraishia capsulata CBS 1993
Lineage: Eukaryota; Fungi; Ascomycota; Pichiomycetes; Pichiales; Pichiaceae
Exons: 1
Coding region: 1-4380 (1459 amino acids)
Biological process (GO): DNA-templated transcription
Molecular function (GO): DNA-directed RNA polymerase activity; DNA binding
Source: RefSeq, a predicted model, not a curated record